Molecule: messenger RNA, 2190 nt
Organism: Vitis riparia (riverbank grape)
Lineage: Eukaryota; Viridiplantae; Streptophyta; Magnoliopsida; Vitales; Vitaceae
Exons: 2
Coding region: 1-2190 (729 amino acids)
Source: RefSeq, a predicted model, not a curated record
AUGGACACACGAGGAAAAACCAAUGCUGAGUUUCGCAACGAGGUCAACGAAGCCUUGGCUCGACAUGAGUCAAGUUUUGAUCAAGUGAAUGCUACGUUACAGGCGGUUUUGACGGAGCUCCAAGCUUUGCGACUGAAACCCAAGUUCAGUGCCUCCUUCCAUCUUGAAGGCAUUGCACUCCAGUGGCACCGCUGGUUGACGAAGUUUCGAGAACCCCUUUCUUGGAAUGAUUUCACCAAGGCCGUUCUCCUCAGGUUCGGUCCUACCGAAUAUGAAGAUCCUUCUGAAGCAUUGUCCCGCCUAAAGCAGACAACUACAGUGGCUGCAUAUCAGGAGGCAUUUGAGGGACUCUCCCACCAGGUCGACGGAUUACCUGAGCCAUUUCUCAUCGGUUGCUUUAUUGCAGGGUUACGUGAUGACAUUCGCCUAGACGUCAAGAUUAAGCAACCACGCACGCUUGCAAGUGCCAUUGGAGUAGCAAGACUGAUUGAAGAGCGUAAUCUCCUUCAAAAGAAAAUAGCAACUCCUAGCCGCAUCCCAAUGACAGCGACGCUACAAAAGGGACCUAACCCUUCCGCGGGAAUUCUUGGACCUAAUCCAACCCAGUGGUCCAAUAAUAGCUUAAAUCAUUCCUCGUUGCCGGUUCGCCGAAUCACCAAUCAGGAGGCUCGUGAGCGGAGAGAGAAGGGAUUAUGCUACUAUUGCGACGAAAAAUACUUCCAGGGACAUCGAUAUGAACGGCCCCAGCUUUUCAUGAUCACGGAUACACCACCAGAAGAGGAAGAAGCUCUAGGUGACAACCAGCAAGGAACAAAGGGGAUUAACACCUUACCUGAGAUAUCAUUCCAUGUCAUUACUAGGAGUGAACACCCGCAAACCCUCCGUGUUCUAGGCCGAUUGAAGAACAAAGACCUAACUGUCUUGAUUGACGGCGGCAGCACUCAUAAUUUCAUUUAUCAAACGGUUGUCUCCAGAUUCGGAUUACCAGUCGUAAGAGAGAAGAAACUUCAAGUGAUCGUGGCAAAUCAAGAACGGAUCGAGUGCAUGGGGCAAUGUCCAGGACUUAUGCUCACCAUCCAAGGAAUUCCUGUCACGACAGACUACUACAUCCUACCAGUGGCAGCUUGUCAGGUGGUCUUGGGGGUCCAGUGGUUGGAGACUCUAAGUCCAAUUGAAUCAGACUAUAAGGCUCUCACUAUGUCAUUCAAAUUGGGAGGCACCAAGCAUACUCUUCAUGGGGUAAGACGCACUGCUGGAAUUUUUAACAUUGAGGCUUUGGAUGACAGGGAAUGUACAAAUAUAUGGGGCACAGGAUUUUUUUUUCAAAUUAUUCCUGCCCAUAACCAGUCCCCUUCACUUCGACAAUCGCCAGAAAUGGUAGAGCUGCUGAACCAAUAUGCUCGGGUUUUCGAGAAACCAAACAACCUGCCUUCUAAACGCCCACACGAUCAUCGAAUUCCACUGCAGCCUAACACUGAACCAGUCAGUGUGAGACCAUACCGAUAUCCACACUACCAGAAAGCAGAAAUAGAGCGAAUGGUGGCUGAACUCCUUCGUUCGGGACUAAUUAGACCAAACAUGAGCCCUUUCUCCUCACCGGUGUUGUUGGUCAAAAAGGCUGAUGGCUCUUGGAGGUUCUGUGUCAACUACAGGGCUGUGAACCAUAUCACCAUCAAGGACAAGUACCCUAUUCCAGUGAUAGACGAGUUAUUGGAUGAACUCCAUGGGGCCAAGUUCUUCUCUAAACUGGAUUUAAGAUCAGAAUACCACCAAAUCCGGAUGCAAGCAGAAGAUAUUCUGAAGACUGCUUUCAGGACCCACGAAGGACACUAUGAAUCUUUGGUCAUGCCCUUCAGGCUCACCAAUGCCCCAGCAACUUUUCAAAGCCUCAUGAACGAUCUCUUUCGGUCCUAUCUCCGGAAAUUCAUCAUCGUAUUCUUCGACGACAUACUGGUAUACUCCAAGUCUUGGAAUGAUCAUUUAUCGCAUCUCCAGAUUGUUUUUGAUAUCCUGUCCAUUAACCAACUAUUUUUCAAAGAAUCAAAAUGUCAAUUUGGAGUUACACAGGUCACCUACUUGGGCCAUAUUAUUUCAGAAAAAGGAGUAUCUGUUGACCCGGACAAAAUACAGGCAGUAGUCACUUGGCCUAAGCCCACUAUAGCUAGAGAAGUACGUGGGUUCCUAGGCUAA